GACGCUCCUCUCUGAGAGAAUUUACUCCCUUGUGAGUGCGAUUUCACUGGCGAUGCUGAUAGCCACACCUCACUGGCUUGCAGAUCGACACUAUAGGGAUUGCAGGAGCGAUUGAAUCCAUGCAUAGGACAACCGGUAUUCCAGUAAUGCCCAUGGGAAAUUUAGACCUUGGCUACAUUGAAAGAAGUCUGGUGAGCACAUUGGGGAGAUGUUAAAUAAAGUAAAGAUCAACUCAUUCUCAGCAGGCGAACUAUGCUGCCAUGCCACAAACAUCCAAGGCUCCCCAUAAGGCUCCUCGAAACAUGCCUCCCACUGACCCCGCCGCAUUUGACGACUGGAUCGUCUCUCUCUUUCUCCGGGAGAGGGUGGAUGAAACAUACCAGCACCCAGAGCGGCUACAUGAGCGCGAACAGCCCUCACACCGGGCUCCACCCACCGACCCCACCGCUUUCGAUGCCUGGAUUGUCUCUCUCUUUCUCCAGGAGAGGGCUGAUCACACAUACCAUCAUCCAGAGCGGCUAUACAAGCGCGAACAGCCCCCACGCCAACCUCCACCCACUGAUCCUGUGGAAUUCGAUGCCUGGAUUGUCGCCAUGAUACGAAGCAACAAGGCCGACAAGACCCAUCAUCGCGACGUUGUUCGCGAUGAACACCCCAAUAACGUAUUCGUAGAUAUGUCAUCGAGCGGCCCAUCGGGGUCAACGACAGCAAUGACAGGACCCUCGUAUCCUCAGCUUCCGUGGUGGAUCGUGCCCCCUGGGCUUCCUCCACUGCUCCACAACCCAUGCCCCGUCGUCGCCACUACAACCCCGAGCUGGCUCACUGGCACCAACGGAGAGUCGUCGGUUAUGUUCAUGUCCCAUGCGCAUAUGUAGCGACGUCCAGU
Guyanagaster necrorhizus is the source of this 886-nucleotide messenger RNA. RefSeq lists its product as uncharacterized. Lineage: Eukaryota; Fungi; Basidiomycota; Agaricomycetes; Agaricales; Physalacriaceae. The record is from RefSeq and is a predicted model, not a curated record. The coding region runs from base 261 to 875 and encodes 204 amino acids. The transcript has a single exon.